AUGCAACAUGUCUUGUCAGAUGGGUUACCUAUCUACUGCAGACUCCAAUUCAAUGAUGAGGAUUCUGGGUGCUCACUCACAAUAGAAGAUGUUAUUAUUAUUGUGAAGCAACUGUUGAAGCAAAUCAGACACAGUAUUACUGAUAAAAGCUGGCAGGUGCAAUGGCCCCAACAUAUUUCAAUGAGGUGUCUCACAGAAGCUAUCAGCACAGAACUGGUCAGGGAGGAGUUAAUAGGGCAAUGUGUGCAGCUUCUGAAAGAUAAUGAGGCAGAAGCAUGCACAGCAGCUGCAGACCAGAUCCUAGGUAUGGUAAUCAAUGUCACCACAUAA
Messenger RNA from Suillus subaureus, 330 nucleotides. RefSeq lists its product as uncharacterized. Lineage: Eukaryota; Fungi; Basidiomycota; Agaricomycetes; Boletales; Suillaceae. The record is from RefSeq and is a predicted model, not a curated record. The coding region runs from base 1 to 330 and encodes 109 amino acids. The transcript is spliced from 2 exons.